UCAGGAAAGAGGAGCAUCCCCCAUGUAGGACACAUGGCAAAAAACAACUCGUCAAGGAGCACCAGCAAGGAUUCACCCUAACAUCAGAGCCAAGGCGAUGUCCCUGCGAGCAGAUGCAGCCCAGUGUGGAGGGGUGGUGGUGGAGCUUGAGUCUGAUGACAUCAGGGAGGCUCGGGCCAGGAAGGCCAGGAGUACACCAGGAUCAGCCCUCAUCUACCUCAGGGGCCCUAAAUUCCUGAUCUACGUCAGUGGAGCACUGUCCAUGUGGGGUGACCGUAUGUGGCACUUUGCCAUUUCGGUGUUCCUGAUCGAGCUGUAUGGUCGUAACCUGCUGCUGACCGCAAUAUUCGGCUUGGUGGUGGCGGGGUCAGUGCUGCUGCUGGGGGCAUUGAUUGGGGACUGGGUUGACCGUAACCCCAGGAACAAAGUGGCGCAUGCAUCGUUGUUGGUUCAGAACAUUUCAGUGACGGUGUGUAGCAUUGUGCUCAUGUUGGUCUUCUCAUAUAAACAGUGGAUUGAGAGCAUUUGGGAUGGCUGGUUAACUGUGGUUUGUUAUACGGUGGUGAUCGUCCUGGCAGAUGUGGCUAACCUAGCAAGCACGGCGCUGACCAUCGCCAUCCAGAGGGACUGGAUUGUGGUUAUCACUGGCUACAACCGGGGUCACCUCGCCGGGAUGAAUGCUACCAUGCGGCGCAUCGAUCAGGUGACCAACAUCCUGGCACCACUGUCGGUGGGACAGGUCAUGACCCUGGCCUCCAACGUGAUUGGCUGCGGCUUCAUCCUGGGCUGGAACCUGGUGUCCCUCAUAGUGGAGUUUAUCUUCCUGUCCCGGGUCUACCGCAUUGUCCCGGCGCUGUCAGUCAAACCACCCACGCCCGAGGACGGCCAGGCCACCCUGGAGAGACCAGAAGAGAGGACCGAGGGACUGGUGGAGAAAAGGGGGUCACAAGUAGAGCAGAGUGAGGUGGUGACAUCAGCCCCGGGCCUCAGCGAUGACGACAUGAGCCUGAACCUGAAGGAGAUCACCAACCUGCCUCUGUGUUUCGGACGCUUCCGCUGGCUCCUGAGCACCUGUAAGGACGGCUGGAGGGCCUACUACCGCCAGGAUGUCUUCCUGGCUGGGAUGGGCCUGGCCUUCCUUUACACAACUGUCCUUGGCUUUGACUGCAUCACCACGGGUUACGCCUACACCCAGGGCAUCAGCGGCUCCCUGCUCAGUCUGCUGAUGGGCGUCUCGGCUAUAACAGGCCUCAUGGGCACCGUCAUGUUCACCAAGCUGAGGAAGGCUUACGGUUUAGUCAACACAGGCAUCAUCUCCAGCUGUCUCCAUCUUUGCUGUCUGCUGCUGUGUGUGUGUUCUGUGUUUGCCCCUGGCAGCCCCAUGGACCUCAGCCUGCUCAUGCCCUUCCUGGACACCAAAGCCAAUUCGUCGUUGGCGGCGGUCGGGGGGAUGGUGGCGGGCCAAAGGCAGAAACACACCUACCCGAUGCGGGGUGGCAUCAAUCAGCCGCUGCUGCCCGACCGCUCGUCCAUCCACUGGACCAAUAACACAGUGCUGUUUGAGAACAUGCCGUCGGGCACGGAGCCAGACUCCUACAUCUCUAUAAUCCUGCUGUUCUUGGGUGUCAUCACAGCACGCAUCGGUCUGUGGUCCUUCGACCUGACCGUGACCCAGCUGCUUCAGGAGAACAUCUGUGAGUCGGAACGCGGCGUGGUCAACGGCGUCCAGAGCUCCAUGAACUACCUGAUGGACCUUCUCCACUUCAUCAUGGUCAUCUCUGCUCCGCAGCCGCAGCACUUUGGCAUCCUGGUCAUCAUAUCUGUACUGUUCAUCACCACGGGACACACCAUGUACUUCCUGUACGCACGCAAAGCCAAGAGAAAACCUGCCAGACGCCUGGACACGUAGGGAGGCCGUGCGGCUUUCCACGACAAAGCAUGUAACAAAGACUCCAACCACGUGCCCAGAGACUCCACUCUGCCUGCGCCUGCCUGUGAAAUGAAUGUCUCUUCUCUCUUGUUCCCUCUGCGCUCUCAUUGCUAGGCAACAAUACAAUACUCUAACACCCCUGCCCCCCCAUCCAGCCAUUCAUUCCAGCACAACACAGCAAGUAUAUGUCGUGUCCCCCCCAACCUGGUUGCUAUCUCCCUGCAUGGCCAGGUAAAGUAUGGCCAAGUGAUAAGGUACAGAAACCAGAACUCAGGUGAACUAGAGUAGGAUCCACCUUUUCCCUUCUGUACAUAAGUUGAUGUGGUCGCAACAGAUGCAGUAUUGGUUCUCCACCAUGUUAGGUUCUCCCACCUCAGUGUUUAUCCCCCACCGUGGUAGGUUCUCCCACCUCAGUGUUGAUCCCCCACCGUGGUAUGUUCUCCCACCUCAGGCAAAGGGCACAGAGGGCAGGCCGAGGCAGCAGCAGCAGCAGAACACGCCUUUCCAGCAAUUUUGGAUUACUGCAAGAGCUUCAUUAUGGUAGUCUGUUAACCCACUCAGCAUUUUGGAUGGGAGUUGAAUGGAUGGAUGGAUGGAUGUAUUUUUCUAACCUUCACACAGUAAAGAACUGGGCAUGGUGAAGCAGGUGACAGUAACAAAAAGAAGCAGAAACGAGACUCAACAACUUUAACAAGUGGCAAACAUGUUACUGAUCCGUCCACUUGGAAAUAAUCCAGGAAGUCCAAAAGGAAAACUAAAGGGAAGUUGGUGUCAGAUUGUGAGAUACUGAAGAUUAUAAAGGAGUCCCCCUUGAUGGACAGAAGAGGAAGGAUGUAGAGUAAUCUUCUCCUGGUCUGUUUCUCUGUGGAUGAAUCAGGAAGACAUGCCUAGCUUUCAAAUCAGUCACUAAGACGCAUUUCAGUGCAUAUUGAUUAACAAAUUAUAUCAUUCAAAAAUAUCUAUAAUUUAAACCGGAUCGUAGGAACGUAUCAUAAGAACAUAAAGACAGUAAGAAAAAAAUAACAUGCAUUGAAAUCAGAUUAAAUCACGUUCUCUUUACACACAUUUUAAUUUAAUCAAAAUGACCAUAAUUGCUUGUGUACUUAGAUAACUGAAAAUUGCUUCCAAAUUGUAAAUGCUUUUCCUUCACAUAGAAAUAGAGUGAUAUUAAUGCAGUUUGACAAAUUUAUAGCAACCAGAUUUUUACUUACUCUUUCAUUUAUGACAUGUUUUGAGAUCAUUGUUUAAUAGAUUGAUAGGUCAGUAUGAUCUUGGAUUAUGGCUGUGUUGUACCACACUAGAACCCCUACGCAUCCUGUUUCCUUGUUGUUCUCAUGAACUAAAACAGAACCUUACCUCAGUACAGUACAAGAAAACCGUGUUUGAAAAACUGACUUGGACAUGUCUCUCAGCUAUGUACGGCCAUCCUUUUUGUACAGUGGCAAUACCAUCAAAGUUUAACUCUUUGUCAUGCAAACAGCAUCCCAUUACAAUUUAUUUGUUUUUAUAGCAUAUUUUCCUGUGACGUAUUGUUCACUUACAUCUAUAAUUUGUUGUCCUUUUCUGUUUCAGACUGUUAUUUCUGAUGACAAUAAACAAGGAUUAAGAUGUAUUUUCUGUUUCAGACUGUUAUUUAUGAUGACAAUAAACACAGAUUAAGAUGUAUUUUCUGUUUCAGACUGUUAUUUAUGAUGACAAUAAA
Molecule: messenger RNA, 3632 nt
Organism: Coregonus clupeaformis (lake whitefish)
Lineage: Eukaryota; Metazoa; Chordata; Actinopteri; Salmoniformes; Salmonidae
Product: solute carrier family 40 member 1-like
Exons: 9
Coding region: 98-1909 (603 amino acids)
Biological process (GO): iron ion transmembrane transport
Cellular component (GO): membrane
Molecular function (GO): iron ion transmembrane transporter activity
Source: RefSeq, a predicted model, not a curated record